Molecule: messenger RNA, 3241 nt
Organism: Hevea brasiliensis (rubber tree)
Lineage: Eukaryota; Viridiplantae; Streptophyta; Magnoliopsida; Malpighiales; Euphorbiaceae
Exons: 21
Coding region: 343-2868 (841 amino acids)
Cellular component (GO): plasma membrane
Source: RefSeq, a predicted model, not a curated record
CCAUGGUCUCGCGCAAGUGUACAAACAAAGAAAAAGUAAAAUCAGCAUCGUCUUCUUAAAAUGCUUAUGUCUUCCUCCUCAACACGCGCUUCUUUCUCUGUCUACACGCACACAUGGAGAGAGACAAAGAGAGAAAACACGCACAACUAAUUCAUUAAUAUCUCUCUCGUUCUCUGUCUUCUCUCCGUCUGAUUAGGUUUAGGGUUUCAAAAUAUUUGCUUCUCUCAGCAUUUCAUUCCCUAUUGGAUUAAUUGGUAUUGUUUAUUGAAGGAGGCAGGAUGAAAUUGAUGCAAGAGGUGUUGUAAUUGGGUUUUAUUUCUAUUUUUUGGCUGGAUUUGGAUCAUGGAGAACGGUCACGAUGGGAAAUUAGCAAAUAAGAUGUCGGGAUUAGCGCUGAAUGAUUCGGCGACUUCAUCUUCCAAUCUUAAUUUCAAUAACAGUAGUACCGCCACUACUACUGCAAGUACUACCAUCAACAACAGCAAUAAUAACGAUAGUUUGUUUCAGGUUAUGAAAGCUGUAGAAGCUGCUGAGGCCACCAUCAGACAACAGGCAGAGGAGAAUACGCGAUUAAGGACUGAACUACAGAAAAAAAUUAAGGAACUCGAAAAAUAUAAAAUAGAUGAAUCAAUAGCACAAAGAUCUCAUUCUAUUGAUCAAUGGAAUGAGCGGGUUAAUGGCCCUUAUGAAGUUCAUCAAUCAGUUCCUUCUGUAGGUGAUCUAGAAGACAAAGUUAAGAGCAUGGGCAGCACUUCUGCAGUUCAUCAAUCAGGUACGCUUAAUAGAGAGGAUCCUGCCAUGAAGAGUCAAGUGGAAAGCCACUCUGACAGCAGCAAGAUCAAUGGGACAUUGAAGGUACUUCCGGGAGGGCAGGCACCUGUUGAUAAUGCUGGUCUCUCCCAGUUAUCUUCACCAUCCACAACAUCAGUUUCGCCAAGCAGGUAUCAAAUGGAAGGAGAAUAUGAUCAACAGUUCAAUUUGUCUGGACAUGGGCAAAUGCAAAUGGCUAAAGUAAAUAACCCUGGUGAUCUCUGGAAAGAGGUUCGGGAGCAUGAAGAAGAGAUUUUGCAGUUAAGGAAACAUCUUUCCGACUAUUCUAUGAAGGAAGCACAAAUACGCAAUGAAAAAUAUGUUAUGGAAAAGCGUAUUGCUUAUAUGCGUCUGGCCUUCGAUCAACAACAACAGGACCUUGUUGAUACUCAAUCAAAGGCUCUCUCAUAUAGACAAGACAUAAUUGAAGAGAAUAUACGUCUGACAUAUGAAUUGCAGGCUGCACAGCAAGAAAGGUCAACGUUUGUUUCAUCUUUGCUGCCCCUUCUCGCAGAGUAUUCUUUGCAGCCACCAGUUCCAGAUGCCCAGUCUAUCGUUAGCGAUGUCAGGGUUCUGUUCAGACAUCUUCAGGAGAAGCUCAUUCAAACUGAGUCUAAGCUCAAGGAAUCCCAGUAUCAAAUGGCACCUUGGCGUUCUGAUGUGAACCACUCAAAUGUAUCUCCUCAGUCACCAUCUCUUUCCACUGGUUUAGCAUUACACAAAAAUGGGCUUGAAUUGGUGUCACAGCCUGCAUAUUCCCUUGGAAAGAUACCAAUGACUUCUCCUGAUGCGCAGACAUCAGAUUGGGAUCGGGAUUUAUUGAGUCACCAACAGAGAGGUUUAGGAGGUGCAGUUGCAAAAAAUCUAGAAUCGGAUGAUUUGGGGAGAUAUUCACCUCUUGCAAGCAGGAACUCUACGAUCCAUGAUAUACCAGCACAGUUUGCAGCUACUAGGGGUGAUAGUCGUGCUGUACAUUAUGGUGAAGAAAUCACUAAUAAACAAGUUACAUUCUCUGAUCCUGUUAGCAACAAUGAGAUGGAUAAUCCAGAUGCAGAGGGACAACAGAAUGAGAGAGAACCUUCGGCCAGCUGGGGGACUACUGCCCUUGAUGAUCCUGGCUCCUCAUAUUCGCCUUACCUACCUCCUGUUCUUGAGGAACCUUCUUCUUCCUUUUCUGAGGCUGCAGAAGAUGAUCCAUUGCCAGCUAUUGAGGGUCUCCAAAUUUCAGGUGAAGCAUUUCCUGGACAAGAACUGCAGGCAUGUGGAUAUUCUAUCAAUGGAACAACUAGUUGUAAUUUUGAGUGGGUACGCCAUUUGGAAGAUGGAUCUGUUGAUUAUAUUGAUGGAGCAAAACAACCAAACUAUCUUGUUACUGCCGAUGAUGUUGAUACCUACCUUGCUAUAGAAGUCCAGCCUCUGGAUGACAGAAAGCGUAAGGGAGAGCUUGUAAAGGUGUUUGCAAAUGAGCACAGAAAAAUUAUUUGUGAUCUUGAAAUGCAACGACAUAUUGAGAAAACUCUUUAUAGUGGUCAUGCUUCAUAUAAAGUAUCCUUGUCGACUGGAUAUCUUGAUAUAUGGGAACCGGUCACUUUGGCCAUUAAGAGAGACGGUUACAACAUUAAGGGUAGUGGAUCCAGUGGCGCUAUAUUCACUGAGAAGUUUUCCCCAAACACAAGUGUUGCAAUCCCAUAUGGACAGCCUACAGAAUUUAUAAUCACCAGUUCUAGUGGCAUUCAGCAUCUCUUACGAGUGGAUAGCAACUCAAUGGAUUUUAGCUGUUCAAGAGAUACAAUUGUGAUCAUCUUGAGAUUAUUUAUCAUACGGGACCACACUCAUAAAUUGGUUUUUUUCCCCCCUCUUUGUUGGUGGCAAGCAUUGCAGAUGAUACGGUUUUUCAUGGAUGUGGCUUUAAACCUUUGGGUUAGACCAGCUUGUAUUGAAGGGUUAACACAAGGAUCAGGCUCACAUAAUAUAAUAUUCAGUCUUCUUUUUGUUAGUUUGGAAAGUCAUCUGGCUGCAAACUACUGUUUUCUAUGUCUACAAGUUCAGACGCUCUAGAUUGAAGUUAUUUUUGUUUAACAUCUCCAUGACUUUCUGUUAAGCUCCAUGGCCCUAUGAAGAAUCUUCUUGAAAAGGAAAAACAGUAAUCUAGCAUGACAACUUGUUGGAAUUCGACUUAAUAUUGCAAAUUGAGAGAGACGAAGGAGAACACAGUUUUAGCUUUAAAUGGUCCACUUUCUAAUAACCAAAAUAUUACUUUCUCUGUGAUAAUAUGAUUGCUAGAUAGCAUUUUAAGCUCCUUAAUUCGUAUUGAAAUUUGAAUGGGAAUUAGUAGUUCUAGUGCAGGAAUAUCAUGUUUCAAGUUGUAUAGAUUUUAUCUGCUCCUUAUCUUAGUUAAAGUAAAGUAGCUUUUAAAGGUUGCUACAUCAAA